CUAUUUUCUCUCUUUUUGUUUUUCGCUGGUUUUCGUUGAACUGAAUGUCACGUACGCCCGGUCGCGCUGCUCUGCUUGUGGAAUUGUACUUGAAAUCUCUAUGCGCACGACUGCCGCGCUCCUCGCGGCUGUGGCAUCAGCCUCUUUAGCUGCCGCGUCCACGCUGACUCCACCAGUACUCCCACUCAUUGUGAGAACUCCGUACCUGAGCACCUGGCUGGGCAAUGCGCGUGAUAAUCCCUGGGAAAAAUGGCCUACGUUCUGGACCGGUGAAGAGAUUGGCUUUGGCAUCCUCGCGUCAGUUCCUGCCACAAAAACAGCAUACCCACUGCUGGGGCGACCUCAAGAUUCGCUAGGAAAAGGCGGAUACGGCCAUGGAUACAACGUCUCGUUUCCUCGAUAUCUCGGCGCAAGCUACGACGCUUCGACCACAAAUCUAUCGUAUUCAAUCCCAGCGCCGAAGCACGAAGGCAGUGGGAAGCCAUUGCACAUCCAAUUGUCCUUCCUUUCGCCAAUUACUCCGCAAUCGACGCUCCGACAGUCAAUACCUGCAGCGUACUUGACUGUCUCUGUUGAAGGCGAUUUCGAUCUUGAUCUAUACAUCGACCUGAAUGGCCAAUGGGUCAGCGGCAACCGUGGCAGCAAGGUAGUGUGGGAGCUGGACCAGCCUGACCUGGACGGCUACUCGAACCUCAAAAUCUGGAAGGUCAGGCGAGAAACGGAGCAGCUCUUCACCGAAUUCAGGGACCAAGCUGAAUGGGGCACCCUUUGCUUCACAGGUCCGUCAGACGUGAACCAUGAGAGCGGCACCUCUGCUGUCUUGCGGCAGCGAUUCGCCAGGACGGGCAUGCUUCAGAAUCAGAUUGACCAGCACUACCGUGAGAUCAUGGACGAAGAACCGGUCUUUGCCUUUUCCAAGUCGUUCCAGCUGUCAAAUGGCAGUAGCGCCGUGCGCAACACCAAGACGUCCGACAGUGUCAUGUUCACAAUUGCCCAUCUCCAAGACCCUGUCGUUCAGUACGCCUCUGCUCGGGGUCUGACCUUGAUGCGACCCUUGUGGAAGUCCUGGUUCCUCACCGAUACGAACGUUCUCAAAUAUCACUAUCUCGACUUUCACAACGCAGACAGGCUGGCUCGCAACUACUCGGAUCAGCUAGCCAUCGAUGCCUACAAGUCAGGAUCGGAUAGCUAUGUCGACAUCGUUGCUCUAUCGGCAAGACAGGUCCUCCAUGCUACCAGUUUCGCCGGUACACCGGACAAUCCCAUCCUAUUUUUGAAGGAGAUCUCUUCCAACGGCAACUGCCAAACUGUGGACGUCAUUUUCCCGGCCUUUCCCUUUUUCUUGUACACCAAUCCUCGCUGGCUCGCUUAUCUGUUGGAACCACUCCUAGAGCAUCAGCUUAGCGGCCAGUACCCAAAUCAAUACUCAAUGCACGAUCUAGGCACACACUUCCCCAAUCAAACGGGCCACCCAGACGGACGAGAUGAAUACAUGCCUGUCGAGGAGUGUGGAGACAUGCUCAUCAUGGGCCUUGCACUUGUAAACUCCCUGAAGUAUGGCUCAGGGUAUGAUGUGCAGUCCAUCUGGUCACUUGUAGGAAACGAAGCCUCCAUCAACGAGGACACGGAGAGCGUCUGGCCAUUGACCAGCGUCGGUGCGUACGAUGGCAUUUCUUACAUUGAUGACACCUGGGCCGGUAGUCACGGCUUGAAAAAGGCCGAGAAGUGGCUGAAGAAGAGCUACCGUCUCUGGAAGCAAUGGACAUCGUACCUUGUCGAAUUCAGCUUGGAACCUCACAAUCAGCUGUGUACUGAUGAUUUCGCCGGCUGGCUGCCUCUGCAGACCAACCUUGCCCUAAAAGGCAUCAUCGGCAUCAAAGCCAUGAGCGAACUUGCCAGCGUCGUCGGGGAGGAUGCCGAUGCGAAGUACUACAAGAACAUAUCGGACGUCUACAUCAAGAAAUGGCAGCAGUUCGGCAUGUCGCGCGACGGUAGCCACGCAAAGCUCUCCUACAACUGGUAUGGCAGUUGGACCACCCUUUACAGCCUCUUCGCCGACUCCAUCUUGUGCUUCCACCCUACCAUCACCGGAAAUGCGGCGUCACCGCAUUCAGCAGAUUCGCAUCAUCACAUGCUUGCCGCCGGUCAGCAGCUGCCUCUUCAAGAGGGUGCUGUGCAUUCUCCAGCCACGUCGCAUCGGGACUUCAUCCCGCACUCAAUCUACGUCAACCAGUCCUCGUGGUACUCGCUAGUCAUGCAGCGGUACGGCCUUCCGCUCGACAGCAGACACCUGCAAGCCAAGUCCGACUGGGAGUUCGAGGCGGCCGCCGUUGCAGAACCCGCGGUCAGAAAGGACAUUCUCGAUCGCGUCAGCCGCUGGCUUAACGAAACCAGCACGGACCGAGCCUUCACAGACUUGUACGACACGGAAGGCACCGGCGGGUUCCCCCCCACGCGUUUCCUGGCCCGACCCGUCGUGGGUGGACACUUCAGCUUCCUCGCUCUGGAGCGAGCCUGUGGCGGUGGGAACAGCGUGUAGCCACCUGUCACAUCCGGAAUGAUUCACGAUCGCAUGGAACGAAAACGCAUGUGCAGCGUAGCGUAGAACCGCUGCGCGCUAGUGUGAUGAUGAGAUGAGGCAAAGAGUCGAAUCCACAUGUAACCAUAAGCGAGCUACGUUCUGUCACAAACACAAAAUAUAACCAAAACAAGCACAACCCCA
Molecule: messenger RNA, 2722 nt
Organism: Verruconis gallopava
Lineage: Eukaryota; Fungi; Ascomycota; Dothideomycetes; Venturiales; Sympoventuriaceae
Exons: 4
Coding region: 101-2539 (812 amino acids)
Source: RefSeq, a predicted model, not a curated record